Molecule: messenger RNA, 1570 nt
Organism: Drosophila novamexicana
Lineage: Eukaryota; Metazoa; Arthropoda; Insecta; Diptera; Drosophilidae
Product: scoloptoxin SSD14
Exons: 2
Coding region: 62-1570 (502 amino acids)
Biological process (GO): glutathione catabolic process
Cellular component (GO): plasma membrane
Molecular function (GO): glutathione gamma-glutamate hydrolase
Source: RefSeq, a predicted model, not a curated record
CGAGAUUGGCGGCAAUAUAUUGGAUGAGGGUGGAUCUGCCGCAGAUGCGGCAAUUGCGACAAUGCUGUGCGAGGGCGUUGUCCUGCCGCACAGCCUGGGCGUGGGCGGUGGCUUUAUGGCCACCAUAUACUCCAAGGAGACGGGCCAUGUGGAAACGUUGAUUGCUCGCGAAACGGCGCCGGCGGCGGCCACCCAAGAUAUGUUUGUUGGCCAAACGAACGUGGCGGGCGCUUUAUCCUGUGCUGUGCCCAGUGAGAUCUUUGGCUAUUGGCGGCUGCAUGAUAAGUACGGCAAGCUGCCCUGGGAGCGUCUCUUUCAGCCCACCAUUGAGAUGUGUAGGCGUGGCAUUCUGGUGUCACGCUAUUUGGCGGGCGUGUUGGCCAACAAUGAGGAUAUCAUACGCAACGAGAUCUCAAUGGCAGAGAUAUUCAUAAAUCCGGCUACCAAUAAUCCCUACAAGGAGGGCGAGAUCAUGUAUCGUCGCGUGCUCGCCGAUACCCUGGAAAUUGUGGCCACCGAGGGGGCGCAGGUCAUCUAUCGCGGCGGUCGCAUUGGCCGCAUGCUCGCCGAGGAUAUACAGGCAAUGGGCGGCAUUGUCACCGAACAAGAUCUGCAGGACUACGAAGUGCGUUGGGAGCAACCGCUGCGCGCUCGCUUCGACAAUGGACAUGAACUGUACACCUCGCCAUUGCCCAGCAGCGGCGCCGUUCUGACAUUUAUUUUAAAUGUCAUGGAACCGAUGUAUACGAGCAGCAGGGACAAGUAUUGGCAUCGUUUGAUUGAGACCUUCAAGCAUGCAUACGGGCAUCGCACCAAUUUGGGCGACAUACAUUAUGAGCCCUCGGUGCAGGAGACAUACGAGAGUCUGAUCGAUCCGGACUUUGCGGCCGAGAUACGCAAGCUCAUCCUGGACGAUCGCACAUUUGAGGAUAUGUCCUAUUAUGGCGCCAAUUUCAGCAAUGUCGAGGAUCAUGGCACGGCGCACAUUUCGGUGCUGGCGCCAAAUGGCGAUGCCAUCUCGGUGACCAGCACAAUCAAUGGUCAUCUGGGCGCCAAGGUGCGCUCCCGCCAGACGGGCUUCAUACUGAACGACGAGAUGGACGAUUUCUCUACGCCGGGCCUGGCGAAUGCCUAUGGCAUACCCGCCAGUCCGGCCAACUAUAUUAAGCCCGGCAAGCGACCCAUGUCCUCCACCUGCCCCAGCAUUAUUCUCGACGAUGCCGGCAAUGUGGCGCUCGUGGUUGGCGGCGCCGGCGGCUCCAGAAUCACCACAUCUGUUGCACAGACCAUUCUACAUUAUUUUGUGCUACGCGAACCCAUCCAGGAGGCGGUCAACGGCGGCCGGCUGCAUCAUCAGCUGGCGCCCAUGGUGGUCGACUCGGAGCCAGAGGUGCCCAACCAUACGAUCAAUCAUCUGCUCAGCCUCGGUCACAAGGUCAACUUUUUGCCCAAAAACAAGGCAUACUCGGCCCUAACAGCCAUUGGCUACAUGGACACCGAACCGGAGCCCGUCUGCGAUCAUCGACGCAUCGGCAGCGCCGUUGUCGUUGAGCUCUUCAAUGACAAUUGA